Molecule: messenger RNA, 747 nt
Organism: Knipowitschia caucasica
Lineage: Eukaryota; Metazoa; Chordata; Actinopteri; Gobiiformes; Gobiidae
Source: the annotation of a GenBank genome assembly
AUGCGGAUUGCGUCUGCACAUUUAAAACAAAAGAUGGUGCGUCUACGCGUGAUUUUGGCCCUUGACAACAUCAGAAGACUGGAUAUUACCGAAGAGCUCACUUCAUCCAAGAUGGAGAUGACUUUUUCCCUCAGAAGAAAAGAGAUUGUGAUGGAAGAGCCUCUUGUCUUGGAUGUCCAGAGACAAUGGCCCGCAUUGUUUUUGCCUGAACAGAUUUCUGCUGAAUUUUUCCGGAUCACACAAACCCACCUGAUGAACCGAUUCUUCUCAUCUUUGGAUGAGUAUGCGCCUAAGAUUAUCAGGUUGUACAGGGCACGUGCUGCGCUGUGGGGAAAAGAUAUGAAGACCCUGUUGGAGAAUCUUGACGAUCAGACCACAGAAGUACUUGCCCACCGAAAAUCUGCUGCUCUUAAAGGUCUGCCGUUGAUCAUGAGGGAUGAGUCUAAAAGUUUCCUGAGAACCUGUCUGGACAUGCAGCCUCGAGAAAAUCAUGUUGGUGGCAUGAAGAUGGGAGUGUUAACCAUUGUUGAGGAUGAUGUUGGGACUGUUGACUCAAUCCCAAACGCGAGGUUCUUUACUGUGGUGCUUGAGGAACAGAUAGUCAUUGAUGAAGAAGGACCUCGCCAGUGUCGGGUUUAUCACAGAAUGCCCUUGGCACCAUCCAAGGACAAGGCCAUCACCAGCAGGGAACCACCCAUCUCCCGUGCUUUUCUGAGGAGACAGACGGUCGUACUGAGAAGCAGGUAG